AUGGUUCGCCCCGACCUGGCUCUAGGCAUCUGUGCUGCCGCUGCACAUACAGCUACAGCAUUAGCAGCGUCCGUCAGCACAGCAGGGAAGCGCGAGGUCGAUUGCGCCGGUGUCAAAGCAAUCAACCCGCUCUGUAAAUCCAACGAGGCCGCAUUCCACCGAGACGCCUUUUACGUCGGUGGUGGCGACCUCACCACCGCCCGGGGAACCAGCACAGCAGGCCAGCUCUAUGUCGAAAAGCUCACACCAACAGGCGGCGUGACGCAACCCAACCCACUGGUAUUCUUCCAUGGAGGUGGCUUCUCUGGAAUCACAUGGCUGAACACGCCCGACAACCGUAAAGGAUGGGCGUCGCACUUCAUAGAGCAGGGUUACGCCAUCUACAUUGUCGACUCGAUUGCCGUUGGCCGGUCGACGCAGAUCGAAGCGGCGGGAUAUGCCCCCGUGGGAGCCGGCAGCCCAGUCGAGACGCUACGAGAUAUAUUUACGGCGCCUCAAGAUGUCAAUCAAUAUCCGCAGUCGCAUCUGCACACUCAAUGGCCGGGGACCGGCAGGGAAGGCGACCCGGUGUUUGAGCAGUUCCGCCGAUCGGCGCUGCCGCUGAGCUUCAACAUGACGCGGCACGAGACGGGGAUGCGCGCGGCAGGGUGUGAGCUGCUUUCACUGCUUGGAGCACCAUCCUUUCUAAUCUCGCACUCGUUCGGGGCGGUGACACCGUUCCUACUCACCAACGACUGCCCGCAUCUCGUGGCAGGUAACAUCAACCUGGAGCCGUCAGCAGGGCCGUUCUAUCAGUUCAACCUGGACGGGACUGGACAGGAGGCCUUCCCCUGGGGCAUGUCAAAUACCCCCGUCGACUACGACCCGCCAGUGACGGAGGCGUCCGGGUUAAAGACGGAGUUUGUGGGCAAUGCCACUGCGGUUCAGGGCCGUUGUCGGUUGUUGGUCGAGCCCGCCCCAAGGCUGCCCAAGGUUGCGAGCGUGCCGUAUCUGGCUGUCGUGGGCGAGGCGAGCAUCCACGUACUCUGGGACCACUGCGCAGCCAUGUUCAUCAGGCAGAUUGGGGGCACGGCCGACUACGUCAAGCUGGCGGAUGUGGGGGUUCGGGGAAAUGGGCACUUUUCGCACCUGGAGAAGAACAACCUGGAGGUGGCGCAAGUAGUGCAAGACUGGAUUCGAAAGCGUACUGCGCCACGCGCCUGA
This is a messenger RNA of Pyricularia pennisetigena, 1203 nucleotides long. RefSeq lists its product as uncharacterized. Bases 1 to 1203 code for a protein of 400 amino acids. Lineage: Eukaryota; Fungi; Ascomycota; Sordariomycetes; Magnaporthales; Pyriculariaceae. The transcript has a single exon. The record is from RefSeq and is a predicted model, not a curated record.